Penicillium diatomitis is the source of this 249-nucleotide messenger RNA. RefSeq lists its product as uncharacterized. Lineage: Eukaryota; Fungi; Ascomycota; Eurotiomycetes; Eurotiales; Aspergillaceae. The record is from RefSeq and is a predicted model, not a curated record. Bases 1 to 249 code for a protein of 82 amino acids. The transcript has 2 exons.
AUGACCCGACCCAUGAGAAUUCAAGAAAGUUUCGGUUCUAUGGGCUAUGUGAAUCAGAACGGUGCUCAACCAUAUGCGGCGCUUUCUCACCCUGACUAUAUUCGAACGGGAACAACAUGCGCUUCGCGGUCAAAGAUUCCUUUUCGGGUAGACCAUGGUCCCGCCAUCCUCACCAAGACAGCGCAAUUGACAAAACAACAUGAGCGACCGUCUUAUAAGCAGCAACGCAAGAUUGCCUCCAGCGUCUGA